AACCCAAGUCGCAAAUCAACGCAGAUAAAGUUCGCGCCGGACCCAAUUCCCAUAACAUUCGCCUUUACUCUCUCUAGAGUUUCCACAACCCUCAUAAUGAAUUAACUCUAAUAAUCCCAAUUGAGCUUAUCUCACCCUAAUAUCAAAUCCCUUGUUUCUUCCCCAUGUAUAGUAAUUAAAUUUAUCAAGAAAUGUGCAAAAAGUACUGUUUCUAAGAUUUCUCAGUAAUGUACAGAUCUGUACACCUCUUGGUCUUCGAAGGUUAGUUUUGGAAUGAUGAUUUUGACGUUGUGGGAUUGUUGUACUUUUGCUGAUCUCUAGAUCGAUAAUUUUAUAUAUUUAGGGGGAUUUUUUGUCAAAGAUGGGAGCUUUAGUUUUGGGACUGUUUAUGAACAUUUCUUUUGAGCCGUACAUGGAUUAAUUUGUUAAUGCUAUGUAGCUCAUAAUACUGGCAGGAUUUUCGUCGAAAUUUUUUAAACCUUUUCUUUUUCUAGGUAUCGCAGUUUGAUUGCUGUGUGUUAAAGUGUAGUUUUAAGAGAAAUUUUGUGGAGGGCAUAUUGUUCGGUGAGAUCCAUUCGAGUCGGAUUUGCCCAUUAAUCAUUGAUAUCAACUGUGUAUAGAGAAAUAUCUGGUUUGGUGCUCAUAUUAGUGUUUGUAAAUUAUGUCAUUUAAGAGUAUACUUCAGGAUAUGAAGGGGGAGUUUGGGAGCAUAUCUCGAAAAGGGUUUGAUGUGAAGUUUGGUUAUGGUUUGAGGUCAAGGUCUCUCCGGGUAGUUCAGGAUAGUUCUAUGACUUCAACAGAUGCUUUGAAACAGAGUUGUUGGGCCAAUAUGCCACCGGAGCUCUUGAGGGAUGUGUUGAUUCGGAUUGAGGAGUCCGAGAGUACAUGGCCCCCAAGAAAGAAUGUGGUUGCCUGUGCUGGUGUUUGUAGGAGCUGGAGAGAGAUCAUGAAGGAAAUUGUCAGAACCCUGGAGGUCUCUAGCAAGCUAACUUUCCCCAUUUCCCUGAAGCAGCCUGGUCCAAGAAACACCCCAGUUCAGUGUUUCAUAAAACGGGAUCGUAGUAACCAAACAUAUCGCCUUUACCUCAAUUUGAAUCAAGCUUCUAAUGAUGAUGGGAAAUUCCUACUUGUUGCUCGGAGAUGUAGACGACCUACGUAUACAGAUUACAUAAUAUCUCUAAAUGCUGACAAUGUGUCAAAGGGAAGCAGCACAUACAUUGGGAAGUUGAGAUCUAAUUUUUUGGGAACCAAGUUCAUAAUUUAUGACGCACAGCCACCAAAUGCCGGAGCCAGAGUUGCUAAAUCUCGUUCCACAAGGUUGAUUGGAAUGAGACAGGUCUCUCCCAGGGUCCCUGCUGGGAACUAUCCUGUGGCGCACAUUUCGUAUGAGUUGAACGUCUUGGGUUCAAGGGGUCCGAGGCGGAUGCAGUGUGUCAUGGAUGCUAUACCUGCUUCUGCUGUUGAACCUGGAGGUGUGGCUCCCACACAAACUGAAUUUCUGACUGGAAACUUAGAUUCCUUCCCAUCCCUACCGUUUUUCAGAUCAAAAUCAACUCGUACAUAUAGUUUCCAGUCUGAAUCUUUGUCGCCUGAAAGAGAUGAAAGGCUAGUUUUGAAAAACAAGGCACCUAGAUGGCAUGAGCAACUCCAAUGUUGGUGUCUCAAUUUCAAUGGACGUGUGACGGUUGCUUCUGUGAAGAACUUUCAGCUUGUUGUAUCAAUUAGUAAUGGAUCCGGUGGACAAGAGCUCGAGAAUGUUAUUCUCCAAUUUGGGAAAGUGGGAAAGGAUGUGUUCACCAUGGACUAUCAGUAUCCAAUAUCUGCUUUCCAGGCAUUCGCCAUCUGUCUCAGCAGCUUUGAUACCAAAAUUGCCUGCGAAUGACUUCAGGGCCAGCUUCGGAGGCAAUAUGAGCUGCAUGAAUAUGAUUUCGGCAAGCUUCAAUAUCUGCCUUUUUUUCUUUAUUGAUGUGUGGCUCUUUAAUUCAGCAGGACUUUUCCUUUUCUUCCC
Messenger RNA from Olea europaea var. sylvestris, 2008 nucleotides. RefSeq names its product tubby-like F-box protein 3. The coding region runs from base 662 to 1882 and encodes 406 amino acids. Gene Ontology annotation, molecular function: protein binding. Lineage: Eukaryota; Viridiplantae; Streptophyta; Magnoliopsida; Lamiales; Oleaceae. The record is from RefSeq and is a predicted model, not a curated record. The transcript is spliced from 6 exons.